Xylaria bambusicola is the source of this 1670-nucleotide messenger RNA. RefSeq names its product Rio2, N-terminal-domain-containing protein. Gene Ontology annotation, molecular function: ATP binding; protein serine/threonine kinase activity. The transcript is spliced from 2 exons. The record is from RefSeq and is a predicted model, not a curated record. NCBI's taxonomy places the organism in Eukaryota, Fungi, Ascomycota, Sordariomycetes, Xylariales, Xylariaceae. Gene Ontology annotation, cellular component: cytosol; nucleus; preribosome, small subunit precursor. Bases 115 to 1449 code for a protein of 444 amino acids. Gene Ontology annotation, biological process: protein phosphorylation; maturation of SSU-rRNA.
CCGAGACUCAACAACCGUCUCCCUCUCAGCACCUCGGAGACACAAACGAACACCAUCUCAUGAUCUAGAAGUAAAGAGAAAUAAAAAGGCGACAACAAGUCUAGAUCGCCCACCAUGAAACUCGACAGCAAGGCCAUGCGCCACCUCACGGCCGAGGACUGGCGCGUCCUAACAGCCGUCGAAAUCGGCAGCAAGAACCACGAAGUCGUCCCGACGCCUCUAAUAGAGAGCAUAUCAAAGCUGCGCGGGGGCGCCGGCCGCGUGCACCACUCGAUCAGCGCGCUCGCCAAGGUCGGCCUGAUCGCGCGGAUGAAGGAAGCCCGGUACGACGGGUACCGCCUGACGUACGGCGGGCUCGACUACCUCGCGCUGCACACGUACGCCAGCCAGCGCGCCGUGUACAGCGUGGGCAACCAGAUCGGCGUGGGCAAGGAGAGCGACAUCCUGGUGGUCGCCGACGAGGCCGGGGUCCAGCACAUUCUGAAGAUCCACCGGCUGGGCCGCAUCUCGUUUCGCACGGUGAAGGCGAAUAGGGAUUACCUGCGGAAGCGCCAGGGCGGGUCGUGGAUGUACCUGUCGCGGCUUGCCGCGGAGCGCGAGUACGCCUUUAUGCGCGCCCUCAAGGAAGAAGGCUUCCUCGUUCCCGAGCCCUUGUCGCAGAGCCGGCACACGAUCCUGAUGUCCCUCGUCGACGCUUUUCCCCUGCGGCAGAUCGCGAGCGUGCCCGAUCCCGCGCUCCUCUACGCCGAGCUCAUCGCCCUCAUCCUGCGCCUCGCCAAGCACGGCCUGAUCCACGGCGAUUUCAACGAGUUCAACAUUCUAAUCAAGGAAGAACCCAUCCAAAAUUCCUCGGAUUCCGAUGCCGAGCAGAACCAAACCUCAUCAAAGGGCAAAGAAGUCGAGAGACACCCCGAUCCCGAAGCGACCCCUGAGAGCUCAGGGGAGAAGGAGGAGAUCAAGAUCACCCCGGUCCUCAUUGAUUUCCCGCAGAUGGUAUCCAUGGACCACGCCAACGCCGAGAUGUACUUCGACCGCGACGUAGCCUGUGUGAAGCGCUUCUUCGAGCGGCGCUUUCACUUCGUCAGCACGCAGCCAGGCCCCUUCUUUAAGGACGCCAAGAAGACCGUCGGAAAGGACGGAGCUCGCCGUCUCGAUGCCGCUGUCGAAGCCUCCGGCUUCUCGAAGAAGGCCCUCAAGGACCUAGAGGCAGCUAUCCGCGAGCAGCAGGAGGCUAGAGGCCCUGAGGGGGAGCAGGAUGAUUCCUCAGUUGAUGAUGAGGAUGAGGACAAUGAUGACGAUGACGACGGCGAAAAUGAUCACUCUGGAAAUGAGGAAAACAGCAUAGAUAAUGACCAAGAGACAGACAAUGAACCACCCAAGACGGGCACGAGCAGAGAUGAUCUUGUAAAUGUAAGCAUAUCCAAAUUAGCUAUUGGGGACGCUACAUAGGACAACAAAUGGAUUUCAAUUAAACGAACCAACCCCCUUUUACCUGGUUGAAAUCACAGCGACGGCCUCACAAUGCUUGCGCGGAUGAUAUUCAACACCAAACGCAACAAGGUUUGAAGACAUUGAUGUCAGCGGGAAUAUCAAAAAUUACAAAAUACAUGUGUGAAUCUAUCGAUACUGCCUAUAGACUAAACUACAAGUCGUUCCCCCCUCUGGCAGUA